GCAAUUACUAUUGAGGCUGAGCCCCGUGCUGACGGCAGCCGUAGGACUACGCGUUAUGACAUUGACAUGACCAAGUGCAUCUAUUGCGGAUUCUGCCAGGAAGCCUGUCCUGUUGACGCCAUUGUGGAGGGUCCCAAUUUUGAAUAUUCAACUGAGACACACGAAGAACUUCUGUACAACAAAGAGAAGCUGCUCAAUAAUGGUGACAAGUGGGAAGCAGAGAUUGCUGCUAACAUACAAGCUGACUAUUUGUACCGAUGAUGGAGUACUUAUUUCACCCAUCCCACAUUCUCACCAGCCAGCUGAACUGAAACCAAGCCUGCAAUAAAGGGCAUGCACUCAUU
Pogona vitticeps (central bearded dragon) is the source of this 344-nucleotide messenger RNA. The record is from RefSeq and is a predicted model, not a curated record. NCBI's taxonomy places the organism in Eukaryota, Metazoa, Chordata, Lepidosauria, Squamata, Agamidae.